Molecule: messenger RNA, 1944 nt
Organism: Tinamus guttatus (white-throated tinamou)
Lineage: Eukaryota; Metazoa; Chordata; Aves; Tinamiformes; Tinamidae
Source: RefSeq, a predicted model, not a curated record
AUGAAGAUAGGAGUGAUUGACACCCAUCACUCCCAUGUGGUUAUUCCCAGCGUGGUCGUGCAAGACACCAGUGAGGAGGACCCUGGGCAGAUGCAAGAAGAGGGAAACAGGCAACGCUAUCUACCAUCUAUUGCACUCUACAAUAUUAACAACAAUAGUAAUAAAGAUGAAGAGGAGAAGAAGAAAAAGAAAAAAGAAAAGAAGAGCAAGUCAGAAAAGAAAAAGGAAAAAGAUGGAGAACAAAAGAACAAGGAAAAAAAGGAAAAAAACAAAAACAAAGAUAAAACCAAGAACAAAGAAAAGAAAGAGGAGAAGAAGGCAGAAAUUUUCAUUAUUGAUCCAGCAGGAAAUAUGUACUAUCAUUGGUUGUUCUGCAUCACAAUGCCUGUCAUGUACAACUGGACCAUGAUUAUUGCUAGAGCCUGUUUUGAAGAACUUCAGAAUGACUACUUAGCAAUAUGGUUCAUUACCGAUUAUGUUUCUGAUAUCAUCUAUGUUGCUGACAUGUUUGUACGGACAAGAACAGGUUACCUGGAGCAAGGUCUUCUGGUGAAAGAAGAAGAAAAGCUUAGAGAGAAAUACAAGACAUCCUUUCAAUUCAAAUUAGAUUUUUUGUCAAUCAUACCAACUGAUCUCUUAUACUUUAAGUUAGGACUGAAUUAUCCAGAAUUAAGAAUAAACAGAUUACUCAGAGUAGCUCGUAUGUUUGAAUUCUUCCAGCGAACAGAAACAAGGACAAACUACCCAAAUAUCUUCAGGAUCUCCAACCUUGUCAUGUACAUUGUGAUUAUCAUUCACUGGAAUGCCUGUGUGUACUACUCGAUCUCCAAAGCUAUUGGAUUUGGGGCUGACACAUGGGUCUACCCCAACACAUCCCAUCCCGAAUUUGCCCGUCUGACUAGAAAGUAUGUCUAUAGUCUCUACUGGUCAACACUGACCCUGACUACUAUCGGUGAAACACCCCCUCCUGUAAGGGAUUCCGAGUAUUUCUUUGUGGUUGUUGACUUCUUGGUUGGAGUAUUGAUUUUCGCAACCAUCGUUGGUAACGUGGGCUCUAUGAUCUCCAAUAUGAAUGCUGCCCGAGCCGAGUUUCAAGCACGGAUUGAUGCUAUCAAGCAGUACAUGCACUUUCGAAAUGUAAGCAAAGACAUGGAGAAAAGAGUUAUAAAGUGGUUUGACUACUUGUGGACAAAUAAAAAGGCAGUGGAUGAAAGGGAAGUCUUGAAGUAUCUGCCAGAUAAACUACGAGCAGAGAUUGCAAUCAAUGUUCAUCUGGAAACACUGAAAAAAGUUCGGAUUUUUGCUGACUGUGAAGCUGGGCUGUUGGUUGAAUUAGUCUUGAAACUCCAGCCGCAAGUGUACAGUCCUGGAGAUUAUAUUUGCCGAAAAGGAGAUAUUGGACGAGAGAUGUACAUUAUCAAAGAAGGCAAACUUGCAGUAGUGGCUGAUGAUGGAAUUACACAAUUUGUGGUCUUAAGUGAUGGCAGCUACUUUGGAGAGAUCAGCAUUCUUAAUAUCAAAGGUAGCAAAGCUGGCAACCGAAGAACAGCCAAUAUUAGAAGUAUUGGUUACUCAGACUUGUUUUGUCUAUCUAAAGAUGAUCUCAUGGAGGCUUUAACAGAGUAUCCAGACGCAAAAGCUAUGCUGGAGGAGAAAGGAAAACAGAUCUUAAUGAAAGAUGGAUUGCUGGACAUUGAAGCUGCAAAUUUAGGAAGUGAUCCUAAAGAUAUAGAGGAAAAGAUCCAUUACAUGGAAGGAUCAAUGGACAGACUACAAACAAGGUUUGCCAGGUUGUUGGCCGAGUAUGAUUCUGCACAACAGAAACUGAAAAAAAGACUUACACAAAUUGAGAAAAUACUGAAGCCAAUUAUACAGCAUGAAUUCUCAGAUUUAGAAGAAUUAGAUCCAUCCACAGACAAACCUGGCAUGUCAAAAGCAGAGUAA